CGCUCAUAUCUUCCCAUAAUAUAGUACAGACUUCAUUCACCAUGUUGAAGUCUAAAACUUUCGUUAAGAAGACGCGCAAAGGAAAUGUGGUGAAGGUCCAUAGAGAGCAUUAUAUGCGCGAUGACGUCUGGUGUGGGGCUGAGCAUUGUGUAAAGUGUGGUGGCGACGAGAAGCCACUGCAGGCCACACCUAGCGCUGAAUCGCAAUCUCAGAAGUUCAAAUUCUUUCACUACAUACUGCCGGAUACAAACGUUGUUCUGCAUCAAAUUGAUCUAUUGGAGCACGCAAAUAUAACCAACAUCAUCAUCCUGCAAACGGUCCUAGAUGAGGUCAAAAACCAAAAUACAGCUAUCUACACGCGUCUUCGAGCGAUUAUCACCAAUCACGAGAAGCAUGCAUACGUGUUCACAAACGAACACCACAGAGAUGUAUUUGUGGAGCGUCUGCCGAAAGAGAGUUCCAACGACCGAAACGAUCGCGCUAUCCGUGUUAGUACGGAAUGGUACAACAAACACUUGCCGCAGAAUAAAGGCGUCAGAGUAGUCAUGCUGACUAAUGACAGGGAUAAUAAACGCUUGGCUGAGCUGGACAAUAUACCAUGUGCGACAAUUGAACAAUACGUCAACGGACUCCCAAAUUCAGCAGAAAUGGUAGAUCUCUUAGCGCUGGCAUCCGAUUCUAUAUCAUCAUCGACACCCGCAGGCGAUAAAUUGGACUACCCAGACUACCUAGCAAAGGGAACCGUACAGGCUGGUAUCAAGUCCGGCGCGCUGGUCCAAGGCACCUUCAACCGAUCACGCGAGAAUUACCUAGAAGGAUAUGUGAGUGCGAAAGCCCACCCCGAGCCGAUUCUGUUGAAGGGCAGGUUGGCGUGCAACAGAGCGAUCUUCGGCGAUAUAGUUGCUGUGAAGCUGCUACCUGAGAAUGAGUGGGAACACCCCUCCAAGACCCUGGCCGUAAAUGAGGGCGACGAGGAAGACCAACCAGACACCGAUGCUGUUGGCGGCGAAGCGAAGAAUGCGCCUGUACUACCGUCUGCAUCGUUAGUCCCUCCACCCCCCUGUGGUAAAGUGGUGGGUAUUGUCAAGCGAAACUGGAGAGCGUAUUGUGGUGUGCUAGCGCCCUCAAAAGGAAGUGGUGUAUUCCAUCUGUUUCGGCCCCAGGACAGGAGUAUACCAAAUAUUAGAAUCAAAACACGUCAAGCGGAAAGUCUUCAGGGCAAACGAAUCAUUGUCAACAUCGACGGGUGGGAGCGAACGUCUAUGUACCCCAACGGCCACUUUGUGCGUGUGAUUGGUGAUCUAGGAGACAGAGUAGCGGAGGGCGAAGUUAUUCUGAUUGAGCACGAUGUGAGCUACGCCAAGUUCUCAGGGGAUGUGCUGGCUUGCUUGCCUGCCACCCCGUGGGUGCUCACUGAUGAAGAGGUGGCCAGGAGGAAGGACUUGCGCUACUUAGACGUGUGCUCAAUCGAUCCUCCCGGCUGCACGGAUAUCGAUGAUGCUUUGCAUGCUCGCCUACUGCCCAACGGUAACUACGAAGUGGGUGUGCAUAUUGCGGAUGUGACACACUUUGUACAGCCUCGUACAGCUAUGGAUAAGGAAGCGGCUAGCAGAGGUACCACGGUGUAUCUGACGGACAAUCGUAUUGAUAUGUUGCCGGAGCUCCUGGGUAGCAACUUGUGUUCGUUGCGAUCAAAUGUUGACCGUUUGGCUUUCUCGUGUCUGUGGGAGAUGACACCUGAGUGCGAGAUGGUGGAUGUGAUGUUCACCAAAUCGGUCAUUCGCUCGAAGGCAUCGCUCACGUACGAUGAAGCACAGGCACGCGUAGAUGAUAAGACCCAACAGGACGACCUCACCAAGAGUAUCAGACAACUGAACAAGUUUGCAAAGAUCCUGAAAGCGCGUCGCUUUGAGGCCGGUGCACUCUCUCUCGCGUCUCCGGAAGUUCGCUUUAAAAUGGACAUGGAAGACGAACGAUGCGAUCCGCUAGAGGUCAAUGUGAAAGAGCUCAAAGAAACCAAUUCCCUGGUGGAGGAGUUUAUGCUGUUGGCCAAUUGCACGGUCGCUCAAAGGAUACAUGAACAGUUCCCGGAAAGUUCGAUGCUGAGAAGACAUCCUGCACCAAAUAAAGAGCGUUUCGACUCUCUGGUCUCAUGGGCCAAGACUGUAAAUGUAGAAUUAGACGUAUCCUCAUCAAAGAAGCUGGCUGAGUCGCUGGACAAGGCAGUCCUGCCAGAUCGGCCGUACUUCAAUACACUUAUCCGUAUCUUGACCACCAGAUGUAUGAUGCAGGCUCAGUAUUUCAGUUCCGGCACCCUGCCAGAGGAGGACUACAAACAUUACGGUCUGGCCGCACCAAUAUACACUCACUUCACAUCCCCGAUCCGUCGAUAUGCGGAUGUGAUUGUGCACAGAUUGUUAGGGUCCUCUAUCGGCUGGGACCAUGCCGAUCCAACGCUACUAGGCAAAUCCGAUGUGGAAACAUUGUGUGACAACUUAAAUUACAGACACCGCAAUGCUCAGUUUGCAGGGCGUGCUUCGGUUGAGCUCUAUACACACCUCUUCUUUAAGAACCGAGUUGUAGUAGAGGAUGGAUACAUUAUUCGCGUGAAGGAUAAUGCGCUGAUUGUGAUUGUGCCGAAAUAUGGUUUCGAAUCUGUGGUGUAUUUCGAUUCGCAGCAGACGGACUAUGCCGAAGACAAACAAGCCUUAACGCUCACCACCGAAGAUGGCAAGCCCUACAAGUUCCACAUGUUCGAUAGGUUAAAGGUACAAAUUCACGUGGAUAGUAGCAACGAACAGCAUCAGAAAUUAGUAAUGCAAUUGGUAGAACCCCAUAUCCCCGGGCUUUCGGUAGUUCCGACAGAUGCGAUGGCAGUUGACGAACCCAACGCAAACACUUCAAACAAGCGUGCAUCGCCUGCCGCAGGCCCCUCAGAGAAGAAAUUGAAGAAGUAGUGGUGUACACGAGUAGGUUCAUUUUCAUAAAAGAUAGCCGCUAUCAUAUACG
Molecule: messenger RNA, 3009 nt
Organism: Sphaeroforma arctica JP610
Lineage: Eukaryota; Ichthyosporea; Ichthyophonida
Product: exosome complex exonuclease RRP44
Exons: 15
Coding region: 42-2957 (971 amino acids)
Biological process (GO): rRNA catabolic process
Cellular component (GO): cytoplasmic exosome (RNase complex); nuclear exosome (RNase complex)
Molecular function (GO): 3'-5'-RNA exonuclease activity; RNA binding; endonuclease activity
Source: RefSeq, a predicted model, not a curated record